AUCGAUCUGCAGAGGCGUGCAGAGGAGCUUCUACCGGUCGUUGGACACUAUUUCGGAGCUUUUUUUCUUUCAGGGGGAUGCCAAAAGUGGAAUUACUGUUUGGAACAUGCUAUUGGAAAAUUUGGUAGUGGUUGUGUUCUGUCUGUGGAGUACUGAUGUCAGCAGAGCUUAUGUUUUUCAAGCCAGUAGACCUUCAGAGGGAGACAACCCACCCACCCACACUAAAGUCAUCUCAGAGUGGGUCAGCUCAGCGGGCUCCUGCAAGGGGAGGUGCUUUGAGCUGGACGAAGCCGAACCUCCAGGAUGCAGAUGUGACAAUCUGUGUAAAACCUACAUCAGCUGCUGCUCCGACUUCGACGAGCAGUGCCUCAAAACAGCGGGAGGUUUCGAGUGCAUGCAGGAUCGCUGCGGGGAGGAGAGGAAUGACGAGCACGCCUGCCACUGCUCACAGGACUGCCUGGAGAGAGGAGACUGCUGCUCCAACUAUAAGUCACUCUGCACAGGUGAGGCAACAUGGGUGCACGGAGACUGUGAGGAGAUCAACACGGCAGAAUGUCCUGCGGGCUUCAUCCGACCUCCCCUCAUCAUGCUGUCUGUCGACGGGUUCAGAGCAUCCUACCUGAAGAAGGGCAACUCUGUCACCCCCAACAUACAUAAACUCAGUGCGUGUGGUACGUCAGCACCCUACAUGCGACCGGUCUACCCAACAAAGACCUUCCCAAAUUUAUACACCCUAGCCACAGGUCUGUACCCGGAGUCUCAUGGCAUUGUGGGAAACACCAUGCAUGAUCCAGUGUUUAAUGCCACCUUCAGCCUGCGCUCCAGGGAGAAACUGAACCACCGCUGGUGGGGCGGACAGCCUAUCUGGAUCACAGCAGAGAAACAAGGAGUGAAAGCAGCUACAUUCUUCUGGCCUUGGGUGAUUCCUCUGGAGAGAAGGAUUUUGACCAUCCUGAGCUGGCUGCAUUUGCCUGAUGAUGAGAGGCCGUACGUGUUUGCCGUGCACUCAGAGCAGCCCGAUACCUUCGGACACCGCCUGGGGCCACUCAGCAGUGAGCUGGAUAACCCUCUCAGGGAGAUCGAUAGCAUCAUCGGUCAGCUGAUGAACGGCCUGAAGCAGAUGAACCUGCAUCGCUGUGUCAACGUCAUCGUCGUAGGAGACCACGGUAUGGAGGAGGCUCACUGCGACCGCACAGAGUUCCUCAGCAGCUACCCACUCAACAUAGACGAGAUCCAGCUGAUCCCCGGCUCUCUGGGCAGAAUACGACCCCGAGACCCCAAAUCCUCCACAUAUGACCCAAAGGUAGUGGUUGCAAACCUCACUUGUAAAAUGCCGACGCAGCACUUCAAGCCGUACCUAAAGCAACAUUUACCCAAGAGGCUUCACUACGCUAACAACCGCAGGAUCGAGGACGUCCACCUGCUGAUGGAGAGGAAGUGGCACAUAGCCAAGAAAAUGCCAGAAAAAUUGAGGACACGAUGCGGUUUCUUUGGUGACCACGGCUUUGACAACAAGAUAACCAGCAUGAGGACCAUAUUCAUGGGUCAUGGACCAAGCUUCAAGUUCCAGAAAAAAGUGCCAGAGUUUGACAAUAUAGAAUUAUACAACGUCAUGUGUGAUUUGUUAGGCUUGAAGCCGGCCCCUAACAACGGGACGUACGGCAGCCUGAACGACAUGCUGAAAGAUCCUCCGUUCGAGCCCAGCAUGCCGGAGGAAGUGACCCUCCCGUCUCCAGCUGACCCUGACACCGUCGCGACCCACGACCUGGGCUGCAGCUGUGAUGAUGAGAAUAAGGUGGAGGAGACGAUUGAAGCCUUCAGUCCUGCCCCUGAUGGGAUGUACAGUUACAACAGUACUCACCUCCCGUUUGGUCGUCCGGCCAUCAUGUUUGAAACUCAGUACAGUCUGCUCCAUCAUGUGGAGUUCAUCAGCGGCUACAGCAAGGAGCUGGCCAUGCCUCUGUGGACAGCAUACACACUGCCACGACAGGAGGACAUGACUCCCAUCCCGGUGGUCUCUGCUGGGGCUCAGUGUAUCCGAGUGGACCCCAGAGUGUCAGCUGAUCACAGUCAGAGCUGCACCGCCUACAGCCAGAACAACCAGCUCACCUACGGAUCCCUCUACCCUCCAGAGCUGGCAUCUUCUCCAGAGUCCAGAUAUGACGCUUCGCUCAUCACCAACAUGGUCCCCAUGUACCCUGCAUUCAAGAGAAUGUGGAGCUACCUGCAGGGCACGCUGCUGAGGCGCUACGCAGAGGAAAACAACGGCAUCAACGUUCUAGCUGGACCCAUAUUUGAUAAUGAUUACGACGGCCUGCGAGACACCACGGAGAAGAUCAGAGAGGUCUCGGCCGAGGCCCUGCCCGUCCCCACCCACUUCUACAUGGUGGUGACCAGCUGCCAGGAGCUGAACCAGACGGUGGAGGAGUGUGACAGAGAUCUGAGGGCCUUGUCCUUCCUGCUGCCCCACCGACAGGACAACACUGAGGCCUGCAAUAGUGCAGAAGAAGAGUCUCAGUGGGUGGAGGAGCUCCUGCAGCUCCACACGGCCCGGGUCCGAGACGUGGAGAUCCUGACGGGCCUGGACCUGUACCGCUCCACAAACCUCACCCUCACCAGCACCCUGAGCCUCAAAACAUACAUGCACACCUUCGAGAGUGACGACUAGACGCCCAGAGACAGACACACACACACACACACACACACACACACACACACACACACACACACACACACACACACACACACACACACACACACACACACACACACACACACACACACACACACACACACACACACACACAAUAUAUCCCUUUAUAGAAGUCCUGCAUUUACCUGCAUGCUCGCUGGACUGCCGGCACAUCGUUGUUCUUGAGGAACUGCCCGAUAAGUGCUUGUAGAAGGGAACACAUAUAUUACACAUUUUGAAUAAGAUUGAAUUGGAUUGGCAAGCAGUAGAAAAUUACAACACACAUGUUCAUUUUUAUCCCCCAAAUAUCUGAGAAGAAAUAAGCUAGCACAGGAACGAUGCAGGGUGGGGACUUUCUCGACAGCUGCCUCUACAUAUUUCAUAAAAGCAGUUUAUACAGGACAUCCUCGCACACAUAAAGGACUGUAUUUCUCCGUAACUAUAAACAAUGUAUACUUUAUAUUCCUACGGCCCAUUCAUUGCAUGCUGUAGAUUUCAAACAAAUUGAGUGUGUCUUUUCUUACUCAUAAAAUACUUUUAAGACUUC
Trematomus bernacchii (emerald rockcod) is the source of this 3239-nucleotide messenger RNA. RefSeq names its product ectonucleotide pyrophosphatase/phosphodiesterase family member 2-like. The transcript has 25 exons. Gene Ontology annotation, biological process: phosphatidylcholine catabolic process; immune response. The coding region runs from base 107 to 2668 and encodes 853 amino acids. Gene Ontology annotation, molecular function: phosphatidylcholine lysophospholipase A1 activity; scavenger receptor activity; calcium ion binding. The record is from RefSeq and is a predicted model, not a curated record. NCBI's taxonomy places the organism in Eukaryota, Metazoa, Chordata, Actinopteri, Perciformes, Nototheniidae.